AUGCACUUUCUGCCUUCGAUGCUGUUAGUACCCCCCGCCAGCUUCCCUUGCCUGGUCCUAAUCCGAUACGUGUACACUGUCUGUCUACUUCACUUUCCCAUAACCGCCUCGCUUCCCUCUUGUUUCCCCCUUCCCGACCCGCCGACCCCCGGCGCAUUCCUCUUCAGACCCCACACAAUCUCCCGCAGACCGCCCCUCCCCCCUCCCUCUACGUCGCGCUGACAGAAUGCAGAUGGCUGAAGCCGACCCCAACAUCAUGUCCUCUCUCCUGGACCCGACAGUCUACGGGAGCUUUGACGCCAUGUCUAUGAGCGUCGACAACCCCCACGACGACGGCACCAUGUCCGCCUUCAAUUUUGUCGGCAACACCCCCAUGCCUGACGGCCUCGGAGACGAAACACCCUCCAUGAGCAACAAUUAUUCAAACAAUGGCGACGAUGCUUCUAGCGUUGUCGGCGGGGGGCCUCCACCGGCCGGUGGCAUGAAUGCGCAGUCUUUGCAGCAGGCCGGCAGUACCCUGACCGAGUUCACAAAGAGGCGCAACUGGCCCGCAAAAGUCGUGGAAGAGCUCAAGGACUUUCUUCAAAUACUCGACGCCAACGGUCGCCUACGAUACGUCUCGCCCAGCAUCUUGAAUCUGACGGGCUACGCCGCCGAAGAGAUCACCGACACUUUCCUCAAGGACCUGGUUCAUCCAGACGACGUCGGCGUUUUUGUCGCCGAGCUAAACGAGUCCAUAGCCUCAGGGAACCCCCUACGCCUGUUCUUCAGGCUCAAGAAGAAAGAUGGCAAAUACGCCAUUUUCGAGUCGGUAGGCCAUGCGCACAUCGCUGCCGCCAAAUUUGCGCCGAAUCCCCACAACCAAUCUCCAUUCUGCCAGGCGGUGUUCAUGAUGUCGCGCCCGUACCCAACAAAGAACGCCGGCCUGCUGGACUCGUUUUUGGAACACAAGAUCGAGAAUGAACGCCUGAGGAGGCGCAUUGCCGAGCUGCGCCGGGAGGAGGAGAUGGAGAACGAAGAGUCACAACGGCAAUGGAUGCAGAGCCAGGAGGGCAGGUCAGACAUGACGCCGUCGGAAACCACAAUGACGUCCGCCCCGAGCCACGCGUCUCGCAACACGGAAACGGGAGAUAGGUCGUCGGCCCUCAACGUCGCACUCACGCGUGAGGCUCUGGAAGGCGUCGCAGGAAGCCGCCCGGACUCGCUGAAGGACAAGAUGGCCAGGUACGAAGGGGGGGCUUCGCACACGGACACCAUCGAGAUGUUGACUGGGCUGAGGUAUAUCGAGGGUGAAAGAAGUCGCGGCAUCACGACAGGCAACGCAAGUCCAACAUUGAUCAAGGGCGACGCCGGCAUUGCCAUUCCACUCGACCGGGACCCUCGGACAGGCGACAAAAAGAAGAAGCUCAAGACUUCGGAGGAAUACGUCUGCACCGACUGCGGCACCCUGGAUUCCCCCGAAUGGCGUAAAGGCCCAAGUGGGCCAAAAACACUAUGCAACGCCUGCGGCCUUCGGUGGGCCAAGAAAGAGAAGAAGAACAGACACAACGGCAACAACUCCAGUCAUCAGGCGGGCUCGUUACAAGUCGAGCAUGGCUGAGGUUAAGUUUUGAUGAGUAACUGUCGGCGCAUUGGUCGACAGAUGCCCUAGAGGGCUAGGCACGGCUCUCCCAUGACCUCACCCGGCUGGAGUGGGCAUCUGGAAGACAGCAUGGCGCAGACUACUAUUACAUUGACGAACAUAUGGCUGUAUGCUGCUUUUACGUUGUUAUUGAUUUGCAGCAACCGAGAUACCUGGAUACGACUGGACAAUGGGACACACGGGGCGAGGCCUUCGGAUCAGCAGUUUCGAGAGAGCGAAAUUCAAGCCAUGUUGCUUUCAUUAGCCGGCGAGCCAUCCACCGAGUCAGGUACAGUUGACGCGGGCAGCGGCUCGGGCGGGAACCACUGGAUGUGUUGACCUAUUUUCUCCUCUUUUU
Messenger RNA from Colletotrichum navitas, 1979 nucleotides. Its product is annotated as GATA zinc finger protein. Gene Ontology annotation, biological process: regulation of DNA-templated transcription. The coding region runs from base 227 to 1600 and encodes 457 amino acids. Gene Ontology annotation, molecular function: zinc ion binding; protein binding; sequence-specific DNA binding. Lineage: Eukaryota; Fungi; Ascomycota; Sordariomycetes; Glomerellales; Glomerellaceae. The record is from RefSeq and is a predicted model, not a curated record. The transcript is spliced from 2 exons.